Lecanosticta acicola is the source of this 1198-nucleotide messenger RNA. Lineage: Eukaryota; Fungi; Ascomycota; Dothideomycetes; Mycosphaerellales; Mycosphaerellaceae. The record is from the annotation of a GenBank genome assembly.
AUGUUCCUCGCAAUCGCGUCCCUAGCAGCCUUCUGGGCCACCACAUCUCUCGCCCAAACCACCACCGACUGCAAUCCUCUCAAUUCCACCUGUCCCUCCGACCCAGCCCUGGGAACGACCUACGCCACCCAAUUCAACGCCACCAUGCAAGAAUUCCCCUCCCAAUACUGGAACGUCACGGCCGGAACGUCUCUGAUUUCCUUCGGCGACACCAACGGCGCCGACCUCUCCCUGCAAACAUCGACAGACACCGUGACCAUCAAAUCAAACUUUUACAUCUUCUUCGGAACCGUGUCCAUCGUCAUGAAAGCCGCCCCGGGGACCGGCAUAAUUUCCACGAUAAUUCUGCUGAGUGAUGAUCUGGAUGAGGUCGAUUGGGAGAUAAUGGGCGGCAAUAGCACGACGGUGGAGAAUAAUUAUUAUGGAUGGGGGAAUACGAGUCAGUAUAAUUCCAAGUAUCCGGCGCUAGAUGGUGCGCAGGAUAGUUAUCAUAAUUACACCAUCAAUUGGUCGCAGGAGAAGAUUCAGUGGAUUCUGGAUGAUAAUGUCGUCCGCGAGGCGGGGUAUGAAGAGCCGGGAAUGUAUCCCCAGACGCCGUGCAGGGUGCAAUUCGGUGUUUGGUGUGGUGGGUGUUCCGAGUCUGAGGGCACUGUCGAAUGGGCUGGCGGAAAGUCGGACUUUACCGAUGCGCCGUUCAACAUGUGAGUCGCAUCGCGAUCGCUGAGUUGGAUCGUACCGAGUGUGCUGACUUCUUCGUAGGUACGUCAAAUCCAUUUCCAUCACGGACGGAACCCAGAACGCCAGCUCGUAUUCCUACAGCGACAACAGCGGAAGCUACAAGAGCAUCAAUGUCACGGAAGGCGAGUCCGAUGCGUACAAAGCCCUCCACAAGCUCACUACGGUAGAGGAAGCCGAGGAGCACUGGUCUGGUCUUUCCACCGGGGCGAAGAUUGGAAUCGCCGUGGGUGUUCUGGGUGGACUGGCUAUCGCCCUGCUCGCAUUCAUCUUCUACUGCGUCAAGCAGCGACGCGCCGGCCGAGCGGAGGCUGUAAAACAGGGGCAGGAAUGGGAUGACCAGAAUGACGAGCUGAUGGAGUACCGGUCCAUGAUGGCCAAGGGCAAUUUUGCCGUUUCAAGACAGUCCAUCUUGAUGGAUGCGAACAGCCAGAGGGGCAGUCGGCGAUUUUCCAAGUUCUAA